UUUGUUUUCCUUCAUUUCGUUGCUCUCUUCAUAUAAAAGUCCCCGCGACGCCGCUGCUCUCUCUUUAACCACAGAGCUCAGGAAAGCGAGAAGGUCUAGGGUUUCUGAAACCUCGCAGCAAUGGGCAAGGGAACUGGGAGCUUUGGGAAGAGGAGGAACAAGACACACACACUGUGUGUCAGGUGCGGCCGCCGCAGCUUCCAUCUACAGAAGAGCCGCUGUGCCGCCUGCGCUUACCCUGCUGCCCGGAAGAGGACAUACAACUGGAGUGUGAAGGCCAUCCGUAGAAAGACUACCGGAACUGGACGUAUGAGGUACCUCCGCCACGUGCCCCGCAGAUUCAAGACCAACUUUAGAGAAGGUACUCAAGCUGCACCAAGGAAGAAGGCAGCAGCUGCUUCUGCCUGAGGGUCUUCACUUUGGGGGGUAGUUUUGAUUUUAUUGUACUUCUUUUAUUGCUGUUGUGAAAGCAAAGAACAGUUGAAUUUUGGGAAUGUCAUUUUUCUUAUGGUUAUCGAUUUGAACAGCCUUUUACCUCGCUGCCUACUUAGUUAUCAGUUUUGUUUGUGUUCUCCAAUCGCACUUCAAUACAGAUUGAUGAAAGACCAUUAUUUGCUUUA
This is a messenger RNA of Sesamum indicum (sesame), 620 nucleotides long. Its product is annotated as large ribosomal subunit protein eL37x. NCBI's taxonomy places the organism in Eukaryota, Viridiplantae, Streptophyta, Magnoliopsida, Lamiales, Pedaliaceae. Gene Ontology annotation, biological process: translation. The record is from RefSeq and is a predicted model, not a curated record. Gene Ontology annotation, molecular function: structural constituent of ribosome; RNA binding. Gene Ontology annotation, cellular component: cytosolic large ribosomal subunit; ribosome.